AUGGCGCUGGAGCUGUUCAAGCCCUUCAUCAUGAAGAAGCUGGUGGAAGACGACGUCGUCUACAACAUCAAGAAAGCCAAGACACUGGUGGAGGAGGAGACCCCGGAGGUGUGGGCGGUCCUGGAAGAGGUCGUCAGCGAGCAUCCGGUCCUUCUGAACCGGGCGCCCACGCUGCAUCGGCUCGGCAUCCAGGCAUUCGAACCGGUGCUGGUGGAGGGGAAGGCGAUCAAGCUGCACCCGCUGGUGUGCGCCGCGUUCAACGCCGACUUCGACGGCGAUCAGAUGGCGGUGCACGUGCCGCUCACCCCCGACGCGCAGAUCGAAAGCUGGACGCUGAUGCUGUCCAGCCAGAACCUGCUCGACCCGGCCAACGGGUCGCCCAUCGUGGUGCCGACCCAGGACAUGAUCCUGGGCAUCGCCUAUCUGACCGGCUCCAGGGCCGGCGCAGCCGGCGAGGGAAAGCACUUCGCCACCUCCGCGCAGGUGUUGCGGGCGGUGGACGCGCGCUCGGUCGACUACCAUGCCAGGGUCCGGUUGAAGCUGGGCGACGAGUACAUCGAGACCACAGCCGGGCGGGUCCUGCUGAACGAGGACCUCCCGGAGGAGAUGGAUUUCAUCAACGAGCAGCUCGAUGAUGGCAAGCUGCGCAGACUGAUCGCGGACUGCUAUCGCGACCAUGGGCCGCACAUCACGGUCCAGGCGCUCGAUACGAUCAAGGAACUCGGGUUCCAUUACGCGACGAAGUUCGGCGCGACCAUCGGUAUGGAGGACAUCCUGGGACAUAUCACCAACGAGGAGCGCUACAACCGCGUCAUCGAGGUGUGGAGCACCACCAACGACGACAUCACCAACGAGCUGAUGGCCGAGCUGGAGUCGGACCGUCAGGGGUUCAACCCCAUGCACAUGAUGGAGUCGUCCGGCGCCCGCGGUAGCCGCCAGCAGAUCCGCCAGCUCGCCGGCAUGCGCGGACUGAUGGCCAACCCGUCCGGCGAGAUCAUAGAGCUGCCGAUUCGUUCCAACUUCAAGGAAGGGCUGUCGGUGAUCGAGUUUUUCAUCUCGACCAACGGCGCCCGCAGGGGCUGGCCGAUACGGCGCUCAAGACCGCCGACGCCGGCUACCUGA
Molecule: messenger RNA, 1122 nt
Organism: Geodia barretti
Lineage: Eukaryota; Metazoa; Porifera; Demospongiae; Tetractinellida; Geodiidae
Source: the annotation of a GenBank genome assembly